Messenger RNA from Spinacia oleracea (spinach), 507 nucleotides. Its product is annotated as PRA1 family protein B2. Gene Ontology annotation, cellular component: endoplasmic reticulum; Golgi apparatus. NCBI's taxonomy places the organism in Eukaryota, Viridiplantae, Streptophyta, Magnoliopsida, Caryophyllales, Amaranthaceae. Gene Ontology annotation, biological process: vesicle-mediated transport. The record is from RefSeq and is a predicted model, not a curated record. Bases 1 to 507 code for a protein of 168 amino acids. The transcript has a single exon.
AUGUCGCAACUGGCAGAUUCGUCAGUUGAAAACUCCGUUAAAGCACCACCUGUAGCACCAUGGUUUGAAUUCUGGGAUUACAAUUCACUGGCUUUGCCCAAUACUUUCCUCGACACCACAACUCGUCUGAAACAAAACUUAACUCAUUUCCAAGUCAACUACUUCAACCUUGUCCUCACCUUCUUUUACCUUUACGUGAUCAUAGCCAUCCUCCCGUACUAUUACAUCCAUGCAGUGCUCUACGUUGGCAGUACCUACAUGUGCUACCACCUUUAUGGGAAUAUCUCUGGUUCCCUUGUAUUUCGCCGCAUCCUCCUUGGACUUCUCCUAAUCAUUAUUGUUUUGGCUUAUGUUAUCGCACACGCCUGGAUUAACCUGUUGUGUUUCCUGCUAAUCUCUCCAACCGUUGUUUGCUUGCACGCUGUGUUUAGAGUUCCCAAUUAUGAGCAAGAUGAUAGCGUACUUGAGUUGAUUGAUUCGCAACCCCAACCCAAGGCAACUCUUUAG